AUGCCAAGUAGCGUCGUGGUCAUCAGCGACGACGAGUCGGACGAAGAAGUGUCUGUUGUCGCAGUCCGCCCCUCCCGCUCUACAUCAAGCUCGUCUUUCCCAUCGGUCCAGCAAACAGCCUCCUCGGCCACGAUAGGCAGAAAAGACACCAUCACUAUCCUUUCCGACUCUGAGGAUGGAAUCGAGACCGACAAUGACGAUGCUGAGCAGGACGUGUUCAAGCUCAUCGCCGAUGUCGCCAAGCUCAGUCCCGUCAAAUCGCGAGCCAACAUUCUAUCGUCAAGGGCAAGCAAUGGCGUGGAAAGGACUUCGAGUGCUAGUAUAUUGGACACUGUAUCAGGUAAUGGGAUUGGGGUGUCUGGUAGAGCGAAGGGAAAGGGACGAGCAUUAGAAGGGACAAGGUCGAUGAUCGAGGGUAUGAGCACAAUAGAUCGCCUUGACUCAAUGGAAGAUCCAUAUCUGUCGUCUCCAGUCGCUCCAAGAGUGGCCACAAAAAGGCCACCUGCGGCAGACACUGCUGGAGCCAAAAAGAAGACCAGGCCAAGCGGCCAAAACAGCGAGGGUCUUUCCAAGGAACAAUUGGCGGCGAUCAAGGCGAGUGCCCGUGAGGCAAAAGCGGCGCAGGACGCCAAAAACAAGGAAGCGAAGCAACUGGCCAAGGACACGGCCAAGGCAAGUCAGGCUGAGAAAUCUCUCGGAAAGAAGAUGAAGGAUGCCAACAAGCUUCGAGUGUCCAAGAAUGACACUGUGCGCGAAGUCGCUCUAUACCUCUCCGCCGACAUGGCCAAGCCCUCAUCUCCCAUUGCAGGCGCUCUCCCCGAGAUCACCACCAAGCUCAAAGACAACCAGUCUGACCUCCGUUUCAUGUCUGAUUCGGACUCACCCAUACCUGGUGCCAUACGUUUCAAACGUCAUCUGAAGUCAAGAUGGGACGUUGCCGUCAAACGCUUUAUUCCUCUAGAUCAGCCCAGAUGGGUAUGGGAGAAGACCGUACUAAUCCUGAUCACUGCUGAAGAGCUAGUGGACAAGAUCGCUGAUGGGGACGACGCGCUUGUUCAAUGGGCGUCCGAUGUCCGGCUGCUUAUGAGUCUCUCUCAGCAGAAUCAGGUGAUCAUCAUGAUAAAGGGAAUCGAAAAGUACUAUUCCAAGUCGAAAUCCAUGGCAAACAAGGACUACAUGAGUGCUGCAAGGGCUGGGCUGGAGGGCGGCGCCGUGGGAGGAGCUAUGACAGCUGGGAGACGCGCUGUGAGGCCCACAAGGGAUAUAAUCGAAGAAGAGAUGGUCAAGCUUCAAGUGGCUGAAGGAUGCUUCUUGGUACAUGUAGAAAAGACUGAAGAUAUGGAAGAUUGGGUGUUCAAUAUCGCCGCGGACGUUGCCAUCCGUCCGUACAAACUCAUCUCCAAAUCCCACCUUGCCUUUUCGCCCCAGGACGGCCAGAAGAAGGCCCUCGAGUCGACCGCCGUUCUGGAACUCAUGCUCCAAGAGGUGCAAGGUGUAACAACGUCUGCUGCUGCUGGCAUAGCUGCGGAGUAUCCCACAUUUAGAGAUUUGAUGGAAGCAUUCGAAGAGGCGGAGGAGGGCCCUCGAGGUAAAUCGGGCGCUGAGGCGAUGUUGGCGAAUUGCAAGGUCGCUACGCUCGUGUCGGGAAAGGCGAGUAAUAAGACAGUGAACAAGACAGUAUCGAAAAGAGUUCAAAAUGUGUUGAGGAGUACAAAUGGUAGUGGCCUUGCAUAG
Messenger RNA from Cryptococcus wingfieldii CBS 7118, 1734 nucleotides. RefSeq lists its product as hypothetical. The record is from RefSeq and is a predicted model, not a curated record. The coding region runs from base 1 to 1734 and encodes 577 amino acids. The transcript is spliced from 8 exons. NCBI's taxonomy places the organism in Eukaryota, Fungi, Basidiomycota, Tremellomycetes, Tremellales, Cryptococcaceae. Gene Ontology annotation, biological process: double-strand break repair; resolution of meiotic recombination intermediates; replication fork processing. Gene Ontology annotation, molecular function: DNA binding; nuclease activity. Gene Ontology annotation, cellular component: Holliday junction resolvase complex; nucleus.